AUUCCAAAAGAAGAAAGAAAAAGGCGAAGCAAUAAGCUACUACUUCCACUUUUACGGCAGCAACAGCAGCAGCAACAACAACAACAACAACAACAACAACAACAGCAACAGCAACAACAACAACAACAACAACUGCAAAAUCUAUAUAACCUUGACUCACAUACGGAAGAAGUGAAGACAGUGUUAUCAUUCAUCGCCCUCAGAAAGUUGAUUUCCUUCCUGAACGCCAAACAAGAACAAAAAAGAGAAGAAAAUGCUCCUGUCCUCUCGUACCAAUUCCCUGGAGGGUGGCCAUUUGGAAGUACUCGGGGACGCCGCUGCAAGCAGACGCGUGAGAAGGUCCAUGGCGGCACCAUCCUUCCCAGCGAACACAAUGUUCAUGAACACGACUUCAGAUAUCAAGUUCCGUGUCCCCGGCGACUUACCUCAGUACCUGCAGGCCUCCGACUCCAACACCAUCUUCACCGGGCCCCACAACAGCAGUGACUCUCGAGGUUGCUUCAACAUGCACUUCUUCGACGUGAUCGGCGUGAAUGGCAACGUGGUGGUGCUGGAGUCGACCAACCAGCGCUACAUCACUAAGGAUUCUGAUAACAGCUUGAAACUAAUGACAGGAAGUGGUCCACAACAGACAAGCCAAAGUGACGACAGGUUCUUCAGUGUCCACAUGGAUGAAGGUGACAACGCCUUAUACCUGAAACACCUUCACUCCGGCAAGUUCCUGUCGGCCUCCUCCUCGGGCGCGAGUCUGGUCACUUCCAGAGUAGAUGCAACGUCAUUCAUACAGUUCCGGUGCAACAACUGAGACGCUGUCGGGGAUCACACGACUCGUCAGUGUGUGUUUAGGCGCCAAAGCGAUGCCGUGAGUGCGCCUCAAGCCAGGCAUUGUCGCCUUACUUUGAACCACAAGGCCGCUACCAAAACACUCAGUUAAUCGUACAAGACACCACCUGACCAUCAUUUACUGCUAAAAUAGAUAGAUGCUUUAUUUAACAAAAAUUACAUUUACACAAUUCAGUAUAUAUGAAUCCAUAUACUAGUGCAUGCAAAUCAUUAAACAAAUAUUCCUUUGGUAUUCAAAGUUCUCACAAGAUUUAUAACGUUGAAAGUAACGCUGACAAGUUAAGGUGCUCCAUGUGGGACACCGGCAGCAGCUGUAGCAGUUUUUCAUGCACUGCCUCAGUAACAUUAAGACGCAGUGAUAAGUAUAUCUUAAUGUUAUAUUCUUGUGCUUUCUUAAACUUAUUUAUUUGAUGUUGUAUUUAUUUAUUAAUAUAGUUUGUAGUUUGUUUGUUGUUAUUUUUAGAGGCAUAUCUCUUUUCGAUCUGCUUGUUUGUUAUAGAUUUUAUAAAAAUGUCUUAGCGAAGUGUGAUACAUUUGCUACAAUUUGUUUUGUUAGUGUUAUGCGUUCACAUUAUCGUAUUAAAGGAUUCCUUCUCAAUAACUUACACAAUAGGUAAAUAAAUUUUCUUGAUUUCAACGGUAUUGUUGAAACUGUACCUAUAAUGGAAAAAUUGAAUUAGUUAUCAGAAAAUGUGAUAUAAAGUUAUUUGUAUAAAUUAAAUUAUAAUUUUCAUAAA
This is a messenger RNA of Portunus trituberculatus (swimming crab), 1580 nucleotides long. RefSeq lists its product as uncharacterized. NCBI's taxonomy places the organism in Eukaryota, Metazoa, Arthropoda, Malacostraca, Decapoda, Portunidae. The record is from RefSeq and is a predicted model, not a curated record. The transcript has 7 exons. Bases 254 to 805 code for a protein of 183 amino acids.